AUGUCUCUGAGGAGGAAACUGAGUUGCCUGUGGACCUUAGGUCUGUAUCUGGUAACCACUGAAUCUCUCAAAGUCCCGUCUAUCUCAGACCCUCACUUUAUAGACGAGUGCGUCAAGACCCACAACGAAUGGCGCGGCAAAGUCAGCCCCCCUGCGGCCGACAUGAAAUUCAUGAUUUGGGAUGAAGGUUUGGCAAGAGUGGCUAAAGCAUGGGCAGAAACAUGCCAAUUUAGACACAACACCUGUUUACAAAUGCCAUUUGAUUGCAGUGAAGAUUAUCAGUUUCUUGGAGAAAAUAUCUGGUUAGGUGCAUUAAAAAUAUUUUCACCAAGGGAUGCUAUUGUUGCUUGGUAUAAUGAAACAGAGUUUUAUACUUAUUAUAAUCUAUCAUGUACUAAAGUUUGUGGCCAUUACACACAGGUAGUUUGGGCCAGUUCAUAUAAAGUUGGUUGUGCAAUUAAAAUUUGCCCUAACCUUGGAGAACCUUCUACUUCAAUAUUUGUCUGUAACUAUGCACCUUCAGGAAAUUUUCGAAAUCAACACCCCUACAGAACAGGAGCUCCUUGUUCUCUGUGUGAAGAAAAAGAGGAAUGUGUAAAGAAGCUCUGCCGAAUUCCACAAAUUGUUAUGCCUGAAAUUAUCAAUACCAAUACCAGAGAAGAGCAACGUGGUGCUGCGGUUUAUCUGACACAACAGAAAAGCCGCACAUGGAAGCUGAGUCCAGCUAACACGGAAUGCUUGGCAGAGGACUGGGCCCACUGUCAGCAUUCAGCUCACCUUGCUCUUCACCUAACCCUGCGCAGCCUGCAUGGUGUCAGCUGGACGACGACCCAGCGCCCCCCGCAGGAAUUCCUCCUCUCAGCCACAGACAGCACUUACAGCUCUGCACCAGAGGGCUCUCAGGGCUUUCCCUCUGUCGCCCGGGCUUUGCUGCCAACAAGUCCGGUUGGUGUCUCCCUCCCUCGGAGACCCAGCCUGCGGGGCGUCCCCGCGCCGCCGGGCUCGAGCCUGGGCAGGAGGAUGGAGCCCAGGGAGAGAGAGCGUGGUCCCCGGGCCGGGGAAAAGGCACUGCCGAGCCGUUAA
Molecule: messenger RNA, 1083 nt
Organism: Lepus europaeus (European hare)
Lineage: Eukaryota; Metazoa; Chordata; Mammalia; Lagomorpha; Leporidae
Product: GLIPR1-like protein 1
Exons: 6
Coding region: 1-1083 (360 amino acids)
Cellular component (GO): extracellular region
Source: RefSeq, a predicted model, not a curated record